GCGGGCACCCGCCGGCAGCGAUGCCGCUCGCCCAGCUGGCCCAGCCCUGGCCCGACAUGGAGCUGGUGCAUCUGGACACGGAGAACGGGCAGGCAGCUCCAGAAGAAGGUGGGAAUCCUCCAUCCAAGGCAAAAUCUGACAUCACUUGGAUAGAGAAAGACCUCGUGGACUCUGCAGACAAGGGGGAAGGUGUGGUGCAGGAGAUCAACAUCACACACCAUGUGAAGGAGGGCUCUGAGAAGGCUGAUCCCUCACAGUUUGAGCUCCUGAAGGUGCUGGGACAGGGCUCUUUUGGCAAGGUUUUCUUGGUGAGGAAAAUAACACCCCCAGACAGCAACCACCUGUAUGCCAUGAAAGUGCUCAAGAAGGCCACGCUGAAAGUGCGGGACCGACUGAGGACAAAGAUAGAGAGGGACAUCCUGGCCGAUGUCAACCAUCCCUUUGUGGUGAAACUCCACUACGCAUUCCAGACAGAGGGGAAGCUGUACCUCAUCUUGGAUUUCCUCAGAGGAGGUGACCUUUUCACUCGGCUUUCCAAAGAGGUCAUGUUCACCGAGGAGGACGUGAAGUUCUACCUGGCAGAGCUGGCACUGGGGCUCGACCACUUGCACAGCCUGGGGAUCAUCUACAGGGACCUCAAGCCAGAGAACAUCCUCUUGGAUGAAGAGGGGCACAUCAAACUCACAGAUUUUGGCUUGAGUAAGGAGGCCAUAGACCACGAGAAGAAAGCCUACUCCUUCUGUGGUACCGUGGAGUACAUGGCUCCGGAGGUGGUGAAUCGCCAGGGCCACUCGCACAGCGCUGACUGGUGGUCCUACGGGGUCCUCAUGUUUGAAAUGCUCACGGGGGCACUGCCCUUCCAGGGGAAGGACCGUAAGGAGACGAUGACCCUCAUCCUCAAAGCGAAACUGGGCAUGCCACAGUUCCUGAGCACUGAGGCUCAGAGCCUCCUGCGAGCCCUUUUCAAAAGGAAUCCAGCCAACAGAUUAGGGUCUGGGCCGGAUGGGGCAGAGGAGAUCAAGCGCCACCCUUUCUACUCCACCAUCGACUGGAAUAAGCUAUACCGCAGGGAAAUCAAACCCCCUUUCAAGCCUGCAGUGGGCCAGCCAGAUGACACCUUUUAUUUUGACACAGAAUUCACGUCACGGACACCAAAAGAUUCCCCGGGUGUCCCCCCGAGUGCGGGGGCCCAUCAGCUCUUCCGAGGCUUCAGUUUUGUGGCAACCGGCUUAAUGGAGGAUGGCAAAGUGAAAGCUGCCCAGCCACCCCUGCAUUCAGUUGUGCAGCAGCUGCACGGCAAGAACGUCCAGUUCAGCGAUGGGUACGUGGUGAAGGAGGCCAUCGGCGUCGGCUCCUACUCCGUCUGCAAACGCUGCAUCCACAAGGCCACCAACAUGGAGUACGCAGUCAAGGUGAUUGACAAGAGCAAGCGAGACCCUUCUGAGGAGAUUGAGAUCCUGCUGCGGUACGGGCAGCACCCAAACAUCAUCACCCUCAAAGACGUGUACGAUGAUGGGAAGUACGUGUACCUGGUGACCGAGCUCAUGAGGGGAGGGGAGCUCCUGGAUAAGAUCCUCAGACAGAAAUUUUUCUCAGAGAGAGAAGCCAGUUCAGUCCUGCACAUGAUUUGUAAAACAGUGGAAUAUCUGCAUUCCCAAGGGGUAGUUCACAGGGACCUGAAGCCCAGCAAUAUCCUCUACGUGGAUAAAUCAGGGAACCCCGAGAGCAUCCGAAUUUGUGACUUUGGCUUUGCCAAGCAGCUCAGGGCUGAGAACGGGCUCCUCAUGACCCCCUGCUACACAGCAAACUUCGUGGCACCCGAGGUCCUGAAACGCCAAGGCUACGACGAGGGCUGUGACAUCUGGAGCCUGGGGGUCCUGCUGUACACGAUGCUGGCAGGCUGCACUCCCUUUGCAAAUGGUCCCGGUGACACUCCAGAAGAGAUCCUGACACGGAUAGGAGGGGGGAAGUUCUCCAUCAGUGGGGGCAAUUGGGACACUAUUUCUGACAUGGCCAAGGAUCUGGUAUCAAAGAUGCUUCACGUAGAUCCUCACCAGCGUCUCACAGCCAAGCAGGUCCUUCAGCAUCCUUGGAUAACCCAGAAGGACAGUUUACCCCAGAGCCAGCUGAAUCACCAGGACAUUCAGCUUGUAAAGGGCGCCAUGGCUGCCACAUACUCGGCACUGAACAGCUCCAAGCCAAGCCCUCAGCUGAAGCCCAUCGAAUCCUCUAUCCUGGCACAGAGGCGGGUGAAGAAGCUCCCCUCCACCACCCUGUGAGGCCCCACGGUGCAGGAACAGCCUGGAUUUUGCACACCUAUGGAAGAGGGGCACAGGGGACAGGCAGGGUCUGCACAGGGGCUCUCCCGGGGACUUGCUUUUAAAAGGCCAAGUGCCUUCCUGCUCCUGAAAGACUGGCUCCUCGUACAGACUGAUCUUUGCUGAGAGAACUUCACUGUAAAACUUUUUUGAUGUGUAAAUUGUCGAUUUUUAAAGAAAUCCAUCUGUGUAUAUGAGAACUAGAAUGUAUAACUGAUGUCAAGUGGCACUAAAAAGCAGCUCUGAUUCACCCUU
Pseudopodoces humilis (Tibetan ground-tit) is the source of this 2573-nucleotide messenger RNA. RefSeq names its product ribosomal protein S6 kinase A1 (gene RPS6KA1). Lineage: Eukaryota; Metazoa; Chordata; Aves; Passeriformes; Paridae. The record is from RefSeq and is a predicted model, not a curated record. Gene Ontology annotation, molecular function: protein serine/threonine kinase activity; ATP binding; magnesium ion binding. Gene Ontology annotation, biological process: protein phosphorylation; intracellular signal transduction.